Messenger RNA from Closterium sp. Naga37s-1, 426 nucleotides. The record is from the annotation of a GenBank genome assembly. NCBI's taxonomy places the organism in Eukaryota, Viridiplantae, Streptophyta, Zygnematophyceae, Desmidiales, Closteriaceae.
AUGACGCGGUGGCGGUUACCCCGAGGCGCGGCCAAGCUGACCAUCAUUGGCAAUUGUACCGCCGCCAGGUGCAUUAUCAGCGGGGAAGGCGCCUACCCCGUAUUCACCUCCCCCUCGUCCAACCCCCCUGGGGGGGUGUUGACUCUGGUCAACCUCAACUUCCAGCGGGCGGCAGGAGGCGUCUUUUUCAACGUGCAGACAGCGAUCAACGCGAGCAAAUGCGGAUUUGUCAGGAACAUGGCUCCUAGUGGAGGGGUGCUCAGUGCGUGUGGUGCAUGUGAGAGUGCGUGUGGUGCAUGUGAGGGUGCGUGUGGUGCAUGUGAGGGUGUGUGGUGUGCAUGUGAGAGUGUGUGUGGUGCAUGUGUGAGUGUGUGUGGUGCAUGUGAGAGUGUGUGUGGUGCAUGUGAGGGUGCGUAUGGGGCCUGA